Molecule: messenger RNA, 849 nt
Organism: Mandrillus leucophaeus (drill)
Lineage: Eukaryota; Metazoa; Chordata; Mammalia; Primates; Cercopithecidae
Gene: UPK3A
Product: uroplakin 3A
Exons: 5
Source: RefSeq, a predicted model, not a curated record
AUGCCUCCGCUCUGGGCCCUGCUGGCCCUUGGCUGCCUGCAGUUCGGCUCGGCUGUGAACCUGCAGCCCCAACUGGCCAGUGUGACCUUCGCCACCAACAACCCCACACUUACCACUGUGGCCUUGGAAAAGCCUCUCUGCAUGUUUGACAGCUCAGAGGCCCUCACUGGCACCCACCAGGUCUACCUGUACGUCCUGGUUGACUCAGCUGGCUCCAGGAAUGCCUCAGUGCAAGACAGCGCCAAGACCCCACUGGACUCAACGUUCCUACAAACAGAGGGUGGGAGGACAGGUCCCUACAAAGCCGUGGCCUUUGACCUGAUCCCCUGCAGUGACCUGCCAAGCCUGGAUGCCGUUGGGGAUGUGUCCCAGGCCUCACAGAUCCUGAAUGCAUACCUGGUCAGGGUGGGCGCCAACAGGACCUGCCUGUGGGACCCCAACUUCCAGGGCCUCUGUAACCCACCCCUGUCGGCUCCAUCUCCUUCCAGGUUCAAGUAUGUCCUGGUCAACAUGUCCACGGGCUUGGUAGAAGAUCAGACCCUGUGGUCAGACCCCAUCCGCACCAACCAGCUCACCCCAUACUCAGCGAUCGACACGUGGCCAGGCCGGCGGAGCGGAGGCAUGAUCGUGAUCACUUCCAUCCUGGGCUCCCUGCCCUUCUUUCUACUUGUGGGUUUUGCUGGUGCCAUUGUCCUCAGCCUCGUGUAAGUACCCAGCUGGGAGGGCUGGACCCCAGGGACACGCCAGACACAUUCGGCUUGUAGGGACUCAGCAGCAGGGUCCUCCAAGGCAGGGGACAGCCCGGAAGGCAAGGAAGCUACCCUCUGCCCUGUGGGUGGUGUCUGGUGA